Oppia nitens is the source of this 1661-nucleotide messenger RNA. RefSeq lists its product as uncharacterized. The record is from RefSeq and is a predicted model, not a curated record. The transcript has 4 exons. NCBI's taxonomy places the organism in Eukaryota, Metazoa, Arthropoda, Arachnida, Sarcoptiformes, Oppiidae. The coding region runs from base 172 to 1389 and encodes 405 amino acids.
UAUGAACGGCAAGUGUGAGUGUAUUGUAUUGAAAGUAAUCGACAAAACAAUACAUAAAAAAGCAUUUAAUUAAUACUCAUAACAAAAGUCAUCACUUGUGCGGACACAACAACAACAACAACAACACACGUGCGGACACACAGUACACGUGUUGACAGUCGAACCCGCAAAAUGUCGGACAAAGCGAUUAAAGAGACCGUCAAACGGGCGGCAAGUCUUCCGCAAUAUCUGGAAGUGUUUGACCCGAAUUUUACCGACGACUACGCGGAUGUCAAACAGCGGAUACCAUUGAUUUCGGUUCAGUCGACCAUCGAUGACGUGACCAACAGUAAGAUGACGUCAACGGAACUCCGAUUGCGGCGUUGGUUCAAAUGUACCCGUUUUGAGGACAAGUGUUUUGCCACCCGAAACGGGUCGCAACAGUUUAUCCAACAUUUGGUCGACAAACACAACGACCACAAGCUUUUCUGUCUAUACUGUAGUCCUAUUUCGGGAUCCGACUCCAAGAACUACUUCCUGCACGAAGAUCUGGUAGAGCACAUCCGAUCGGAGCACUGUUACCGUCUAUUUCAGUGCAAUUUAUGUCUUUACCGAUCGAUAACUGCGGACCAUAUUGUCAUUCAUCAGCAAUCAGUUCAUUCACGCAAUUUUGAGGAAACCAUUGCUACUAAUAUUAACAAUGAAGAGCAGCCACAGCUUAAUGGAGAUGAACACAAGGUUAGCGUUAAUGGCGACGACAAGAGUGUCAUCAAAGAAUGCAAAAUACUUGAAUGCACUCAAUUGGCCGAAACAGAGGUUCCCGAUGUUGACUACUUCUAUCAUAAGUAUCGGUAUAAGAGAUUGAAUAGCGAACUGAACGCCCAUCAAUGCCUAUACUGUCCAUAUAUGGAUACCAACAAAGAGGAACUGUACGCACAUAGUGUGGCCGCACAUCCCGAUUAUCCCAUAAUGGUUUACAUCGGUAUCAAUACUCGCCGAUCAGUUAACGGGGAGAAAGAGGACCACGAGUUGAGCGAAGCUAAGGUUAAAAUAAAAGCUACAAAAAAGCGAUCGUUUGAUGAAUCUUUCAGCGAUUCGGAUAUUACCACCAAUGGUGUAGUCGAUACCUAUGAGUUCGACAUUUGGACCGAAAGUGAUGAAGAAGACAUGUUAUUGUCAGAAGACGAUCUGUCAUCUGUUAAUAAUAUACAGUCGACACCGGCAUCAGAACCGGCGCCAAAGCGACAAAAGAUUGAUCCCGACUCGACUCACAAUAAAUCGGGAGUCAAUGACCGUACACUUACAAGACGUGUAACCAAUCGUGUACUCCGGCAGUCAUAUUAUUUAGCUGCCGGUGUGUCCGCUAUGAUGGCUCUCUACUACUCAGUUGUGUUGAUGUCCGGACGUUAAGUAAUUGUAAAGUUUUAGAGUUCAAAGAUUUGUUUAGUUUAAUAUUAUUUGAGUUUUAUUGUCAUCCAUUAUAUUAUCAUUAGGUUUAGGGUUUAGCUGUGAAGCACACUAUACAUGACCACAAUAAGUGUUUAUUUUUUGAAAGCAAUUUAACAAUUAUUGUUUUCAAUAUUAUUAUUAUUUUACACAAUAUUUUUACUCGAAAUCUCAAAUCAAUACUCAAACAUACAAUUUAUAACUAGUCUAUCAUUUAUUGGACGACAAAUCAUGAU